AUGCGAGGGCCAGAGCCGCUCUGGAUCACAAUUCGAGCAUACCGCGUGUGGAAGAACCCUGAUAUGGAUACGAUUGCCAGCUUCAGCGGACUCCAUUUGAGGGUUGUAUUUGACGACAACCUUCCCAUCGAGGUCCCUAGACCGGUUAUUAUCAAGUGGGUUGCGGAAGCUGCUCCGAGUAUGGGCACACACACUGCUUCGCUCCACUGUCGACUUGGGAAACUGACCUCUCUAGAUAAUGAACAUCUGCAUACCGUCUUGUACUUGCAGCCGAGGCAAUACUACAUCCGAGACAGUUAUCUUCGUUGGGCCCGUGGCCAGAUUGCCGAGUGUGAGAAGCACGACCACCAGUUGGCGGAUGAUUCCUUUUGCCCAGAGAGGCUACUUGACGUACAGGGCAUCGAGUUACGUUUGGUGGCACGCGAAGAGGCCUUCACGGCAGCACAGAUUUCGAAGUACGCCGCUCUCAGUUACUGCUGGGGCUCAACAGGUGAUGAUGCUCGCGCGCAAAUCACACUGACGCAAGGAAGUCUCGCCCAGCACCGGCUUGGGAUCCGGUUCAAAAGGCUACCUCUCUCAGUGCAGGAUGCGGUUGCCAUGACCAGGGCCCUUUCCCUGCGCUACCUGUGGGUUGAUGCACUUUGCAUCUCGCAGGACGAUCCAGCUGACUGGGACCGACAAUGCGUGGAUAUGCACAAGAUCUACGGCAACGCCUUUGUCACCCUCUGCGCUGCUUCUUCACAGAGCUGUCGCCAGGGGUUCCUCCAGCCUAAACCAGAGCAUCGGAUCUUGAUGCCAUACCGGUCAUCCUUUGCGCCCUUUUCUGGGCAGUACUGCUUGCGACUGAGGGGGGCCGAAGCCGAUAUUGACUACGCCUCUGUAGUGACAAGCCUCAGGAUCGCAUUUGUCGCCAGGGAUACUCGACAUGAGGAUUUCAAAACGGACAGUCGAUGGGCAAGGAGAGGUUGGGUGUUUCAAGAGAGGGCUUCAUCCCUCCGUAGCAUCGUGUUUGGAAAACAAAACCUUCACUUCGUCUGCUCCAAAACCACCAAAACAAUGAAUGCUUCCUACAGCAGUUACGAAGCAGAAAGUUGGCGGCGUGACGACGCUGUGUUUAGCCUUUACCGACCCAGAGGCGGCCACACUCAGUCGGAAGUCUUGGAUAGUUGGUUGGAAUUGAUACAAGCCUACAGCAAAAUCCUGCCCGAAUCGUUCACAGACAGGAGUGACUUCCUUCCUGCCAUCUCAGGUCUGGCAGGCUUGUACCACCGAUACCUAAAAGCAAGCCAAGGCGUUGUUGAUGCUUUUCUCGACCCAGAGAAAGACUACAUAGCUGGUUACUGGCGACAGGACAUCCCCCGAAGCAUCCUCUGGCACCUCGUCACCAACCCCACAGCAACCCCAACGUUACCAAACUACAUCAGCUCUCUGCACUACCAAUCUCACGAGCUUCACCUACCCUCGUGGAGCCAGAUCUCUCGAGGAUACACCCACUCAAUCUUGAACAACAAACAAUGCGGGAUAUACCCACACAACCCCCUCAACAACAACAACAACAACAACAACAACUUCAAACCCGAGAUGGAAAUCCUCAACACACACAACACCACCCCCCUGGGGGAGAAGAACCCCUUCGGCGCCAUCCGACCAAACCCCCACCUCCACAUCAGAACCAAAGUCUUGGCCUUUGCCACCAUCCCAGACAACAGGCGGGUCUUCUCCGUCGGAUCACCAAUUCACCACCACCACCACCACCACCACCACCGCUCCCGUGUCUCGACCGAGUUCGAGCUCCGAUAUAACCUACACCCGCUCUGUCUCGUCACGCUAGACUUUGCGCCCAACCACAACAACAGUCACACGAACCAGAGGACACUGGACGACGACGACGACGACGUCAAGUCUGACCUCCUCCUCUCCCGCUGCCAGCUGGCCUUGGUGGGUCGGUAUAGCAGCGAAGGCGAGCAUGGUCGGGUUUUAUAUCCUAUACUCCCACCACCACCACCACCACCAAAGACGAGUGGUGGUGGUUCCCCACAACACCAACACUUUUACCGAGUAGGUCUCUUCACUGGGCCAGGGCCAGGUGACGACAUGUCGAGGCUAUACACAGAGCAACCACCUGCUUCAGCCUUGUUCGACUUUUUGGCGGAGGAGAGGGUGAUAUUUCUGUAUUGA
This is a messenger RNA of Podospora anserina S mat+, 2178 nucleotides long. RefSeq lists its product as uncharacterized. The record is from RefSeq and is a predicted model, not a curated record. Bases 1 to 2178 code for a protein of 725 amino acids. The transcript has a single exon. NCBI's taxonomy places the organism in Eukaryota, Fungi, Ascomycota, Sordariomycetes, Sordariales, Podosporaceae.